UCCAAUUUUCAUAACUUAACCCUUUUCUUUUCAAAUCCCCCCAAUUUUCUCAGCACUCUCUCUCCGACUCCUUCUCUCACAUCGCUGCCACCUCAAUCAAUCUCUCCUUUUCCACCGCCUCAGGCGCUCUUUCUCCGUCACGACGUCGUUUGGUACUAUAGUCUGAGGUCAGCUCUCUUUCGCCUUCAUCUGAUUUUGUCUGAGCUAAUUUAUACUGUUUUGCUUGUUUAAUCGUUCGGAUAAUGUAUUCCAAAACACCAAUUUAAGAAAUUUUUAGAGUUAAUUUCAUAUGUGUUAAUUAUUAGUUCUUCAGCAUAUGUUGAUUUUGUGAGGUCUUAUGGUGCUGUGGUAUUGUCAUUUGAGACCAGACCAUGCUAAAGUUUCAAUCAAUUUCGCUGCUAUGGCCGUUUUAAAUAGUUGAAUUUGUCAUCUUUGAAAUGUGGAAUUGAAACUGAAUAGAAUAGCAUACGUUUGACCACAUGUGACCUAGCAAGCAGCAUUAUAUGAGCAAUAGUAAGCACUCCAUUAACGUUUCUAGAAUUCAAACCCUAAGAAACAGAGAAAUUUAUAACAGUUACUCUACUUAAUAACUCUUUAAGUAUAAGAAAGGCUUCUGGAAAGAAAGAAAACAAUAAGCCAGUCAAUAAACCACAAAAUUCUAAAGCAAAAACCUAAGACAAGUGUUAAAAUAACUCAAUAAUCUGCUCUAAUUCGAAACCCAUGUCUCUAUCAAUCGAGGAAACAAGUAAGCCUUAUUUUUUUUUCCUUAGUGAAAUGGGUUUCCUUAGCAAGACUUAAUUGAGCUGACUUUUUCUUUUCUCACUUACUAGUUACUACUGUUUUGGUAGUUUCUGUUUUGCAAUAUGUUUGCCCUUUCAAUGGUCGGGAUCGGGAGUUAUUUUGAUUCGUGUUAUCUUUUUGUUUGAUUAUCCAUUGCAAUAUGCUUUUGCGCUUUCAAUGGUUGGGAUUGGGAGUUGUUUUGAUUCAGCAAUACCCAUGGUUCUUUAAAGAGUCUGAGGGCACACACCACCAGCUCUAUUGUGAACAUAUCUAUUGACCACAACUUGAGAUUUUGGCAGUAUAAGGUAACUUGCAAACUGUAUAUCGAAGUAGGUUUUUGAAAAGGACCAAGUUCUAUUGAAUGCGGUCACUGCACUCACUGAUUGAGAAUUCAGUAAAUGCAUUUUCUAAGGUUUUAUUAACCCAUUCAUGGGCAAUCAAAUCGGGUUCCAUCACCGAUAUUUAUAUAGCUAACAAUAUCCUUAAUGGGUAUUCGAGAUUUCAAGAAUUUUGGUGUGCCCACAAACUGUUUGGCGGAAUGGCUUACAAAGACACUGUGUCUUGGAAUACAGUGAUCGCUGGUAAUGUAAACUGUGGGAAAUUUGAGAUUGCUUGGGAAGUUCUAAGAAACAUGAGAAGAUGUGGAUUUGAACUUGAUGGAUACACAUUUGGCAGCAUACUUAAAGGAGUCGCUUUUGCUCAUCGAUGGGAUACUGGGCAACAAUUACACUCAUUGCUACAUAAGAUGGGUUAUAUUGAUAAUGUUUAUUGUGGAAGUGCACUUUUGGAUAUGUAUGCAAAAUGUGAUAGAGUUGAGGAUGCAUUUCUGAUGUUUGAAGAAAUGCCGGAAAGAAACACCAUUUCGUGGAAUGCACUAAUUUCUGGGUAUGUUCAAGUGGGUGAUCGAGGAACUGCAUUUGCUCUUUUUAAAUGUAUGGAGGAGGAAGGUGUAAAGCUUGAUGAUGGUACAGUCUCUCCACUUUUGACACUGCUUAAUGGUGUUGAGUUUUACAAGUCCACUAUGCAGAUCCAUGGAAAAAUUAUAAAGCAUGGUCUGGCAUUUAAUAAUAAGGUGUGCAAUGCCAUAAUCUGUUCAUACUCUGAUUGUGGGUCUAUAGGAGAUGCUAAAAAAGUGUUUGAUGGUUCUUUUGAAACCAGAGAUGUGGUCACAUGGAAUUCCAUGAUAGGAGCUUCUCUAGUACACAACAAAGAGGAUUAUGCAUUCAAACUCUUUAUAGAUAUGCAGUGGUUUGGAUUUGAACCAGACAUGUAUAGUUAUACUAGCAUUAUAAGUGCUUGUUUUGAAGAAGCACAAAAGAACUAUGGAAAAUCUCUCCAUGGUUUAAUUAUAAAAAGGGGACUCGAACAAUCAGUUCCAGUCAAUAAUGCUUUGAUAGCCAUGUAUCUCAAGUCAAACAACAGAUCCAUGGUGGAAGCACUGAAUAUAUUUGGAUCCAUGAAGUUGAAAGAUCGUGUUUCAUGGAAUUCAAUUCUAACUGGAUUAUCACAAAUUGGGUUAAGUGAAGAUGCCUUAAAAUUAUUUGCACAUAUGAGAAAUUCAGUUAUAGAAAUCGAUCACUACACGUUCUCAGCUGUCCUCAGGUCUUGCUCAGAUUUAGCAGUCCUCCAAUUAGGUCAACAGGUUCAUGUAUUGGCACUUAAAUCAGGCCUCGAGUCAAAUGAAUUUGUCACCAGUUCUCUGAUUUUCAUGUAUGCCAAGUGUGGAAUCAUCGAAGACGCAAGGAAAUCGUUUGAAAACAACCCCAAAGACAGUUCAAUCACUUGGAAUUCAAUCAUUUUCGCAUAUGCUCAACAUGGGCAGGGCUCCAUUGCCCUGAACCUCUUUGCUGAAAUGAAGAAGAAAGAAGUCAAAGCAGAUCACAUAACUUUUGUUGCAGUUUUAACUGCUUGCAGUCAUAUUGGUUUGGUUGAAGAAGGCUGCAAGCUUUUAAAAUUAAUGGAAUCCGAUUAUGGAGUACCUCUUCGAAUGGAGCAUUAUGCUUGCGCUGUCGAUAUGUAUGGACGAGCUGGGCAUCUAGACAGGGCGAAAUCCUUGGUUGAAUCAAUGCCAUUUGAGCCUGAUGCAAUGUUGUGGAAGACUUUCUUAGGUGCCUGUAGGGCUUGUGGAAACAUUGAACUAGCUAGUCAGGUUGCUAGCCAUCUUCUUGAAGUGGAGCCUGAAGAGCACUGUACUUAUAUACUCCUCUCUGAUAUGUAUGGGUAUCUGAGUCGUUGGGAUGAAAGAGCUUGUGUAAAGAGGUUAAUGAGGGAAAGGGGUGUGAAAAAAGUCCCUGGUUGGAGUUGGAUAGAGAUUAAUAAUGAAGUGCAUUCUUUCAAAGCUGAAGAUCGUUUACACCCUUAUUCUGAUCAGAUAUAUUUUGUACUUGAAGUUUUAAUGUAUGAAUUCAGAACCGUAGAUGUUCUUGAUGAUUUUGAAGUUUUGGAUGACAAUUUGGAGGAUUUGGGUGUCUUUUCUGAUCCUAUUGCAGUUGCCUUCUGAAACUUCUUUUUUUGUCUUCCCCAAAUGUACUAAUUCUUUCAUAUUAACAUGAAAGUGGAAUAUAACUUGUUAAAUCCCAUCAAUAAUGCGGAGUGGUCGGGGAAGAAUCUGAUCUCUGUUUACGUGACAGAAAAUUUCUUUCUUGUUGAUAAGAAAUCCUUGAAGGUCGAGAAUGUGAUGGAUUUCAGUUGGUCUCCUACUGAUCCAAUUCUUGCCCUGUUUGUUCCUGAAUUGGGGGUGGGAGCUGGGAAUCAACCUGCUAGGGUGAGCCCUUUAUCAAAUCCCAAGUAAAGAAGAACUUAGACAAAAGAAUUUGUUCAGUGUCAGCGAUUGCAAAAUUUACUGGCAAUCCAAUGGGGAUUACCUCGUAGUCAAGGUUGAUCGGUAUGCAAAAACUAAGAAAUCGACAUACACAGGCUUUGAGCUGUUGAGCGUGAUUGAGGUGUUGGAGCCAAAGGGUCAGAGGUUUGCUAUUAUCCAUGGCGAUAACCCUAGACCUGAUGUAAACAUUUACUUGAUGCGGAGUGGUAAUAACACAGGCCGUGUUUCCAACUUAUCACUCUAAAGGCAAGCAAUCAAAUGCUCUAUUUUGGUCGCCCACUGGUCAGUUCAUCAUUCUAGCAGGAUUGAAAGGAUUGAAUUGGGCAGUUGGAAUUUUACAAUGUGGAUGAGUUAGAAACCAUGGCAACUGAUGAACAUUUCAAGGCAACAGACAAGGAAUGGGAUCCUACAGGAAGGCGUGCUGCAACUGCUGUGACUUCAGUUCAUGAGAUGGAGAAUGGAUUUAACAUUUGGUCCUUCAAUGGGAAGCUGCUUUACCGGAUAUUCCCCAAUAUGCAUUUGCUUUCAGUUGAGAAACAGAAAUGCAUAAACUAGAUGGGGUGCUUGCCAUUCCAAUCUCCACUAUUUUUUAACACUUUCCUCCACUGAGUGAGAUUCUAUUUUAUAUUUGCUACAGUUUUUGUGGUGGCCAAGGCCUCCACCUUUCUUGAGCCCCGAGAAAGAAGAGAUUGUGAAGAACUUGGAGGCUGAGAACCAGGACGUGUCAAUGCUAUUGAUCGAGCAGGAUCGGGAGAAGAGUACGAAGCCAAAGAAGUUGAAGUCGAGGAGUUGUUGGAAACCACUGAGGAGAUUCUUCCAUUCGAAUAUGAUCACGAGUGAAGUAGUGAAAAAUAUAAAAACCAGUAGUGAAAGAAAAUGGAUUUGUCCAGAUAGCAGACACCUUUCUUUUUGUCUAGGAAUUAUGGACCAGGUUGUGUUUUUGUUUUCUUUGUAAGGAGUCAAAACAACUUCAUUCUUGAUAUAUUUUUGUUCCAACUUAUUUUUGAUUUAAUAGACUUAGAAUUUUGCUAAGCUAUGCACAGAACAUGGCUUACUUA
This is a messenger RNA of Humulus lupulus (European hop), 4659 nucleotides long. Its product is annotated as putative pentatricopeptide repeat-containing protein At3g25970. The record is from RefSeq and is a predicted model, not a curated record. Lineage: Eukaryota; Viridiplantae; Streptophyta; Magnoliopsida; Rosales; Cannabaceae. Gene Ontology annotation, biological process: RNA modification. The transcript is spliced from 4 exons. Gene Ontology annotation, molecular function: protein binding; RNA binding. The coding region runs from base 1142 to 3280 and encodes 712 amino acids.